This is a messenger RNA of Vicia faba (fava bean), 696 nucleotides long. Lineage: Eukaryota; Viridiplantae; Streptophyta; Magnoliopsida; Fabales; Fabaceae. The record is from the annotation of a GenBank genome assembly.
AUGAAAAGGAAAAGAAAUUAUGUUCAAGUUUCACAACAAUUGUCUGUGAUUUCACCUGAUUUGUAUUUAUCGGAUGAAUAUUGGGAAUGUAUAUUCAAAUUCCUUAAUGACGACUUCAACUCUCUCUCCGUUGUCUCGAAACAGUUCCUCUUUAUCACCAACCGACUUCGAUUCUCUCUCACUAUCCGGUAUCCGCCGGAUCUAUCUUUCCUACCUUUCUUCAUUCACCUCUUUCAAAGGUUUACCAACCUCACUUUCAUAGACUUCUCGCGGCUCUCCUGCGACCUUGACAGUCUUCUCCCCUACAUCUCUUGUUUUCCAUUGAAUAUUACAUUCCUCAAUCUCUCCAACCGAUCCAACUUUCUUGCCAAUGGACUGCGAGCUUUCUCUCAAAAUAUUACUUGUUCCAACAUUGAUUUUGACUGUAACUAUGACUUUUUCCCAUUACUACAGAUACUUGACUUAAGUAACAUGGGAUGUGCGAUCUUAAUCAACUCAUCAAGAGUGAAGUCCAUUGAGUUUCCCAAAUUAGAGGUGUUGAACUUAUCCCGUACAAGAGUUGAUGAUGGACAAUUCUAUAUAAUCUUAAAGGCCCGCCCUCGACUUUUGCAACUGUCACUCAACUUUUGUCAGGAGGUUACACAGCAGAGAGUAAACUUGAAGAAAUUUAAGGGGGAAAUGGGAGUGGACUAUUAA